Molecule: messenger RNA, 744 nt
Organism: Tilletiaria anomala UBC 951
Lineage: Eukaryota; Fungi; Basidiomycota; Exobasidiomycetes; Georgefischeriales; Tilletiariaceae
Product: putative OPI3-methylene-fatty-acyl-phospholipid synthase
Exons: 6
Coding region: 1-744 (247 amino acids)
Biological process (GO): phosphatidylcholine biosynthetic process
Molecular function (GO): S-adenosylmethionine-dependent methyltransferase activity
Source: RefSeq, a predicted model, not a curated record
AUGCCGCCGGCUUACAACCAGUACUACUACCCGGGUGUGGUGGACCUUAACCAACCGUCCUUCUGGAUUGCUGCGGGUGCAAUCUGCUUCAACCCGCUCUUCUGGAACACGGUUGCUCAAAAUGAGUAUCACAGAGGCACCAUCACCAAGGUCCUGCGCGGUAAGCGCUAUUUAGGUUGCUACCUAUUAGGUGCGACCAUCUUCAUUUUAGGGAUCAUCAGGGACCAGCUGUACAACCAGGCUCUUGUGUACCAGCCGGUGCAUCCGUUGCUGCUUCAGCCGUUCAUCAAGCCGGCAGCCGCGGCUCUCUUCUCGAUCGGCAAUGUCCUUGUUCUCUCGAGCAUGUACGCCCUUGGCAUCACCGGCACCUACCUCGGUGACUACUUUGGCAUCCUCAUGGAUGACAUGGUCACUGGUUUCCCAUUCAACAUUGUUCGUGACCCGAUGUACGUCGGAAGCACUUUGAGCUUUUUCUCUGUUGCUCUUUGGUUCGGCAAACCUGCUGGCCUCAUUCUGAGCACACUUGUCUUUAUCGUCUACCUCAUCGCUAUGCGCUUCGAAGGCCCCUUUACAGCAAAUAUCUAUGUUUCAGCAGCCAAGAAGCGCCGCGGUCGCACAUCGGCCAAUGGCGAGUCAGCCGCGACCAUCAUUGCCCUUCAAGCCGAAGGCGGGCCGGCGCGCAACACUCGCAGCCACGAUAGCCCCGCGCGAGGGACCAGGAGCAAGAGCAAGAAGUCGGAAUAA